AUGGCUUCUUCUUCGUCUUCGUCCCCAUUCCUCAUGCUUCCCGUUGCUGACGAAAACACCGAAAAAAUCCAACACCUCUCCUUCUACAACUUCAAAAACAACAAACCCUACAACCUCAAACUCCCACCAACCCUCAAAAACACACAAUUCCAAUGCAUUGGUUCAUCCAAAGGUUGGCUUGCUUUUUUGGACCAAACCCUAAAAAACCCUUUCCUCUUCAACCCCUUCUCCCAAACCCUAAUCCACCUCCCCCAAAACCACCCCGACAUCACCAAACUCAUCCUCUCCCAAGACCCCUCCCUCCGCCCCCACACCUACUCCGCCAUCGCAAUCCAAACACCCCUCCUUUCCACCAAGCUCUCCUACUCACGCAACCGCGAUGCCACGUGGCAUGCCCUCCCCAACCAGAGCAACACCUACUACGACGCCAUAUGCUGCGAUGCAACAAACACCCUCUUCGCCCUAGCCCCCGGUUUGCAAGUCGAGUCGUGGAACUUGAACGAUGAUUCUCCUACAAAGAGCACGAUAAUUAGGCCUUCUUAUCCGAGAUCGUUGCGCCUCGCGAAGGAGGCCUUCCCGCGUGAUCUCUACUCGUCUCAAUUGUACCUCGCGCUCGCCUCCGGAGGCGAUAUAAUCGUGGCGGUGAGGUACGUUGGGGAGUUCGUGAGGUACGACGGGGAGGCGGUGUACGAGGGGGACACGCUGACGGACUACAUGGCGGCGCCGCUGGUGUGUCCGUACAGGACCAUGGGGUUUCGGGUGCUUAGGGCUGACGUCAGCGGAGGGGAGUGGGCUGACGUGGAGGGUUUGGGGGAUUACGCGAUGUUUUUGGGCGGGAAUGAGACGGCGGUGGUGCCGGCGGUGGGAUUGAUGAAGAAUGCGAUUUAUUUCACGGAUGAUUAUUGGGAGAGGAUUGAUGAGGAUUAUAGCUAUGGAGGCCAUGAUUUUGGGGUUUUCUGCAUGGAGGAUUCGAGAUUUGAAGAGGUUCUUGAUUUAGAGAUGGACAAGAUCAAUCCCCCGCCGUUUUGGAUCACUCUCCCUUCUUCGCCAUGA
Salvia splendens (bonfire salvia) is the source of this 1053-nucleotide messenger RNA. RefSeq lists its product as uncharacterized. The transcript has a single exon. The record is from RefSeq and is a predicted model, not a curated record. The coding region runs from base 1 to 1053 and encodes 350 amino acids. NCBI's taxonomy places the organism in Eukaryota, Viridiplantae, Streptophyta, Magnoliopsida, Lamiales, Lamiaceae.